Lactuca virosa is the source of this 628-nucleotide messenger RNA. The record is from the annotation of a GenBank genome assembly. NCBI's taxonomy places the organism in Eukaryota, Viridiplantae, Streptophyta, Magnoliopsida, Asterales, Asteraceae.
ACCCAAACCCAAGCCUUGAUGGGCAGAUUAACGUUCCCUGUAACUGUAACGCCUGUCCCUGAAGCCACGGGGAACUCCUCCCUCCCUCAUGCUUCUUUCUCUCCAUCUCUUCCUCCCUCAUCAACUUAGAUCACCAUCUCAUGGCGUCGUCUCAACCCCGGCCAUUACCGAAAUUCGGCGAAUGGGAUGAGAAGAAUUCAUCUGCAGAUUCAUACACGGUGAUAUUCGCAAAGGCAGGGGAUGAGAAGAGAGCCAACUCAACCGGCACCGGUGCACAACAGAAGAAUAACAAAGGUCCUCCUCCCUCUCAACCGCCGCCGCCUAAACAUGAAAUGGAGCCAACGCCGUCUAGAUUUUGCUGUUUCUGAAGAUUAUUAAGGUGCCAUUGUCAACAAAAUUUCAGGCGAUGCUGUGUGGUUCUUGAUGGAUUCAUGAAAGCUUCAAAAGAAUGAUGGCUGGUUUGAUUGAUGGUGAGACCAAGGUUAGGGUUUGUCAAUUCGCUUUUUCCAUUCACCGUGAACCCGAGAACUACAAGACUAUCUAUCUUGUUUAUGAUUAGUGAGUUUAUAGGGCUUAUUAGAUUGUUCGAUAAACGUUUGUAUGGCAUUAGAAUAUUUUCAUAGGUCAU